AUCCGGUUCUCAGCUAGAACUCACCUGAAUCCGGUUCUCAGCUAGAACUCACCUGAAUCCGGUUCUCAGCUAGAACUCACCUGAAUCCGGUUCUCAGCUAGAACUCACCUGAAUCCGGUUCUCAGGUCUGAACCAUCAGAAGAUCCUCUGAACUGAUUUUCCAGGUGAAGAAAAGCAGCUGGAAGGCGACUUUUUCAGGUUUAGGAGGUUCAGCGUUUGGAUGAUGGAGGAACCUUCAGCUCCUCAGAUCGUCGUGGAAACACAAACUGUAGAUCCUCCUGCAGACGAUCAUCUCCUGAACCUGAAGGCCCUGACGGAGAAGCUGAGGCUGGAGACCAGGAGGCCUUCAUACCUGGAGUGGAAAGCCCGGCUGGAGUCUGGACCUGGACCAGAACAGACCCAGAUGGAGGAGAACGUGGAGAAGGUGGAAGCAGCAGCAGAGAACAAACUGACCUCAGAUCCACUGAAGAGAUUCAAGAACAUGGAGGAAGUUCUCAGCUGGAUCAGGAGAGAACUGUCAGACAUGCGGCGUCAGGACCAGCUCUUGGCCCGUCAGCUGAUGCGUCUCCGUGGUGACAUCAGCAGGCUGAAGGUGGACCAGACCUGCCAGCUCCACCGCCGGAUGCUCAACGACGCCACCUUCAGUCUGGAGGAGCAGGACCAGCUGUCAGAGCUGCUCUGUGAGGCUCCGCUGGAACCGGGACUCGGACUGUCGGCGCCGCUGAGGCUCAUCGGAGUCACCAAGAUGAACAUCAACUCACGACGCUUCUCACUCUGCUGAAGAUCAGGAGGAAGAUUCAGAAAAACAGUCAGAUGAUCUUUGGAUUCACUCAGACCAGCUCGUCUUAGUCCAGGAACAGGAGAAUGGAGUUAAUAAAGUUAGACUGGAGUUAAACUGGAGUUAUUAGAGUUAGACUGGAGUUAAUAAAGUUAGACUGGAGUUAAACUGGAGUUAUUAGAGUUAGACUGGAGUUAAUAAAGUUAGACUGGAGUUAAACUGGAGUUAUUAGAGUUAGACUGAAGUUAAUAAAGUUAGACUGGAGUUAAACUGGACUUAAACUGGAGUUAUUAGAGUUAGACUGGAGUUAAUAAAGUUAGACUGGAGUUAAACUGGACUUAAACUGGAGUUAUUAGAGUUAGACUGGAGUUAAUAAAGUUAGACUGGAGUUAAACUGGAGUUAUUAGAGUUAGACUGGAGUUAAUAAAGUUAGACUGGAGUUAAACUGGAGUUAUUAGAGUUAGACUGGAGUUAAUAAAGUUAGACUGGAGUUAAACUGGAGUUAUUAAGAGUUAGACUGGAGUUAAUAAAGUUAGACUGGAGUUAAACUGGAGUUAUUAGAGUUAGACUGGAGUUAAUAAAGUUAGACUGGAGUUAAACUGGAGUUAUUAGAGUUAGACUGGAGUUAAUAAAGUUAGACUGGAGUUAAACUGGAGUUAUUAGAGUUAGACUGGAGUUAAUAAAGUUAGACUGGAGUUAAACUGGAGUUAUUAGAGUUAGACUGGAGUUAAUAAAGUUAGACUGGAGUUAAACUGGAGUUAAACUGGAGUUAAAGUCUUCUGGCUGCUGUUAGACAAACUCUUUCCGUGGAACCGUCAGUUUUAAUUUUUUCUGUAUUUGCUGCUGUGUUGUUGGACUGAGUGAUUUAUGGAUUAAAUCUAUUUUUAUUCAGUCA
Molecule: messenger RNA, 1673 nt
Organism: Acanthochromis polyacanthus (spiny chromis)
Lineage: Eukaryota; Metazoa; Chordata; Actinopteri; Pomacentridae
Gene: fam167ab
Product: family with sequence similarity 167 member Ab
Exons: 3
Coding region: 221-781 (186 amino acids)
Source: RefSeq, a predicted model, not a curated record